This is a messenger RNA of Cataglyphis hispanica, 966 nucleotides long. Its product is annotated as odorant receptor 94a-like. Gene Ontology annotation, cellular component: plasma membrane. The transcript is spliced from 5 exons. The record is from RefSeq and is a predicted model, not a curated record. Lineage: Eukaryota; Metazoa; Arthropoda; Insecta; Hymenoptera; Formicidae. Gene Ontology annotation, molecular function: odorant binding; olfactory receptor activity. The coding region runs from base 1 to 966 and encodes 321 amino acids. Gene Ontology annotation, biological process: detection of chemical stimulus involved in sensory perception of smell; sensory perception of smell.
AUGUCGCAGUUUAUAGACAUUGUUCUGAACGUUGAUAAUGCUGACGCUUUUACUGAUAAUUUAAAUAUGAUGUUAACGACAUCUGCUGCAUGCUAUAAAAUAUUUGUCAUGUGGUUCAAUUAUGAGAGAAUUUCAACUUUAAUUAAUUAUCUUAUUAAAGAACCGUUCAAGCCAUUAGAUCCAGGUGAGAUGGAAAUUCGACAGCGAUUUGACAGAAUAAUACGAAAUAAUACGUUACGUUACACACUCUUGAUCGAAACGACGUGCUCGUUCAUCGCUUUAACAUCAUUGUUAACUGACUUUAGACAUAGAAGGUUAACGUAUAGGGAAUGGGUACCGUAUGAUUAUUCGUCUUUCUUGACAUUUUGUUUUACAUACGCUCAGCAAAUGUCAACUACUUUCCACGUCGCCACCGUGAAUGUCGCUUGCGAUUCCCUUAUAUGCAGUUUCUUAAUGCAUGUUUGUUGCCAAAUCGCGAUCUUAGAAUAUCGCUUGAAGAAGCUUACGAGAAAUCAAAUUACUCUGGGCUAUUGCGUACGCCAUCACGAUUUGAUUUAUGAGUUUGCGCGUUUGGUGAAUACAAGAUUUACACAUAUAAUUGGAUUUCAGUUUACGGCGAGCAUGAUGGUAAUUUGCUCCAAUUUGUAUCAACUGACCAAGUCGCCUUUGGACGCAGACCAUAUUCCAUUAGUUAUGUACACAACCUGCAUGUUGACGCAGAUAUUUAUCUAUUGCUGGUUUGGAAAUAAAGUCAAAACAGAGAGUAUUCAACUCACGGAUAAAAUAUUUCAAAUAAAUUGGCCAAUCUUGAAUAAUAAUGUUAAAAAAAGCCUUUUGAUAAUGAUGAAACGUUCGACAAUACCUAUCGAAAUUUGUACCGCAUAUAUCAUUACUUUGAAUUUGGAAUCCUUCGUAGGGUUGCUUAAAACAUCGUAUUCUGCUUGUAAUUUAUUGAUACAAGCAUAA